This is a messenger RNA of Trichoplusia ni (cabbage looper), 2469 nucleotides long. Its product is annotated as CLIP domain-containing serine protease 2-like. Gene Ontology annotation, biological process: proteolysis. Gene Ontology annotation, molecular function: serine-type endopeptidase activity. The coding region runs from base 652 to 1872 and encodes 406 amino acids. The transcript is spliced from 7 exons. The record is from RefSeq and is a predicted model, not a curated record. Lineage: Eukaryota; Metazoa; Arthropoda; Insecta; Lepidoptera; Noctuidae.
ACGAAAAUAUUUCUCGAAUUUUUUCGUUUUAUUUACGUCCGUCGAACCUGGUAAACUAGUUAUGCCCGAGACGGGUAAGUAACCUGCAUUUUUGUUUUCAUUAUGCUUAUCACACUACAGGUUUUAAUACCUGUCCAACAAACACAACCUCGCCCGUGUAAGCGCACGUAACAAGAUCCAUAAAAAGUAGGUAUGAGAAGAUUGCAGUGCUAUCGAACGGACUCGAGUGUUUUCCCGCCGAACUAGUAUGCUAAUGGCUGUCUCGUUAAUCUAGUCGACGAUGACCACUACGUCACCGAUCAUCUUCUCAAUCGAGCGGUAUCGCUUAGACCUCUUUAAACAAACGACGAGUUUGAAAACAUAAAAACAACAACACAAGGAAAACAGACGUCAACGGUGUUUGACCACUCGUAUAUAACCAGGCGACGCAUUGCUUGACCCGCGCUUUAUCCGCGAAAAACCCAUCUACUCACACAAUUAGUUUAAAGGUUCGAGAUAAUUUGAGGGAAAAAAAGUCUUAAGUGCUUCCGAACGUUAUUUAUAAAAUAGUUCAUUUAUUGGUGGUUAGUGUGCCGGCUAGUUUGUUGCGACCGAGCUCUCGGUGGGAUCAGUGCAGUCCGUAUUUCGAGACAGUGAUGAAAACAAUUAAUAAUGUUCAAGUUUUUAAUAACCGUGACUGUGCUCCUGCAAUCAUUGCUGCUCACGGAAUGCUUAUAUUCCGGAGACAAAUGCACAGUUGCUGAGGGUGCAGGCCGUUGUCUACCCCUGAUAGACUGCAAACCAAUCGUCCGAGAGAUCAAGAAAGCGGGCAGCCCUAUGCCUCUGUUCAUGAGGAAGAAGCUACAGCUGCUGACCUGUGGUUUUGAAUCACACGAACCUAUGGUUUGUUGCUUGUCAUCAUCCCAAACACUUGGGACAGACCCCUCAGACCCGAACCGCGGCGGCGAUCCGGAUGACCCGAAUUCUGUGACUGAUGAGAAUUUGGAACCAUUCACAAGAGCAACAGAUACUACUGGUCCAGUAUCAGUUGAAAACCAUCCAAAUCUAGAUCUUCUGCCAAUAAAUUGUGGGAAUAUCGAAAGUGACCGGAUUUGGGGAGGCAACAGGACACGACUGUAUGAAAUGCCAUGGAUGGUGCUUUUAUCAUAUAAUUCAGGCCGAGGAACGAAGUUGAGUUGUGGUGGUUCACUUAUCAACGAAUGGUAUGUUCUGACUGCUGCUCACUGUGUCGCCUUCCUCGGCAGCAGACUGAGACUUGACGGGGUCAUCCUCGGCGAAUAUGACGUCAGACAAGAUCCUGACUGCGAGAUGUCUGAUGGAAGAAAAUACUGUGCUCCUCAAGUGACGAACAUGACAGUAGAUACAGUUAUCGCUCACCCUGGAUACACUCCUCAAACGCUGGUGGAUGAUAUAGCUUUAAUUCGACUUAAGAAUCCCGCAGACUUUACUUUGAAUAGUAUGAAACCUCUCUGCUUACCAAUCACCCGGGAUCUCCAGAGAGAGUCAUUGCCCGGUUUGAACGGUGUGGUGGCGGGGUGGGGCGUGACAGAAGACGGCUUGCAGUCUCCCAUUCUGCUGAGCGUUGAACUUCCUAUUAUCACACAAAAGGAGUGCCAUGACGCUUAUCGAGGAACCCCUCGAGUAAAAGAUACUCAACUAUGCGCCGGUGGGGUUAAGGACAAGGACUCUUGCGGCGGAGACUCCGGGGGUCCUCUCAUGUACCCCGGCAAGCUUGGCACCCACGGUGUCCGGUAUAUCCAACGGGGGAUCGUGUCCUUCGGGCCCAAGCGAUGCGGUAUCGGCGGCUUCCCCGGCGUCUACACCAACGUAGCUUACUACAUGGACUGGAUUCUUGACAAUAUGCAUAGCUGAUGAUACCGAUUUAUUUAGGACUGAUGACUAAUCUCAAUGUGUCAUGUUCUCGCCGAAUACGGCACUGCUAAAGAGGUGGAUGGGCCGAAAUCUAUUUCGAAGCUCAGCUUGACUAGGACUUUUGGUUUUAUUAAUUCUUGGGAAAUGUUCCUCAGACCCAAUCAAGUGAACUGUUGACCCAGUCGCUUGACAUUCUAAAGCUAAAACGGUUUCCGCUUUUGCGAGUCUACUAAGUCAGUGUCUUAACUCUGAAACGCAAUUAAAGUAAUGUCUAAGAUAUGUUGCACACUUAUUAGUAUAAAAAAACAGUGUCUGUUUAUUAAGACGUAGAAACACGAGGUUGUUUGUUUUGGGUUUUUUGUAUGUGUGUCGCAUUUAUUUUGCAAAGUUGUCCCAAGAAUGUGAUGUGAACUGCCUUUAUGUUAAUUUUAUAUGCUCUUCGUCAUAAUUUAUGAAGUCUCCCUGACUAGUCUUAUAGGUAUUUUAAUUUUAAAUCACAUAUACAGUGCGUGAUUAAAUGAUAUUGUAAAACAAUGUCCUUAUUGAGUUUACGUAAGUCGAAAUAAUUAUGAUAAUGUAUAAAAACUAUUGACUGCU